Molecule: messenger RNA, 2598 nt
Organism: Petromyzon marinus (sea lamprey)
Lineage: Eukaryota; Metazoa; Chordata; Hyperoartia; Petromyzontiformes; Petromyzontidae
Source: RefSeq, a predicted model, not a curated record
UCGCUCCACAAGCAACCGUCAUCAGGUGUGAAACAAACACAGCAGGAGAACUGCUGACGUAGGAGUUCUUCUGCUAUAUUUUAAGCUGAAGUUAAAAUAUGAUUUGCACGAUGUACGUUUGAGGGCGAUAGUUUUAUAGAUACCUCGUUAAAAUAACGGAGACAUUAAGGAUAAUACAAUUUAUAAUUCAACCGCCUAUACAUGUCUCCCACCAAUUUGAAUACGCUUAUAAAAUAUCUUCACGCACGCAGCCAUCACGUUCACAAUAUGCAACCACCCGUUGUGAAGAAAGGGGGCCGUACAAAAAUCAGUGAGGUAUCUCACAAACGGGUCACCCUAAAUUCUACCGUCGUUAACAGCAGCUAGGAAGAGGACACUAUGCUUAGCUUGUGUUUCAUGUGGUUGUGUGCAGUGACACAUUUCGCGUCAUUGUUCAGUGUGGACUGCGUUGUGUUUCCCAUCAUUCCCGAGCGUAAUAUGAAUGAGGGGCGAUCCAAAUUGGCAGCACUCGUCAUCAGCAAGCUCGGUGGUCUGAGAUGACUUUUGUUGCUCACAGAGAAGUGUGCCUUCCUCAGAGUUCCAGUGACAGUGAAUACGAUUCGCCCAUCGAAGAGGACAUGUACGAAGAACCCGAGUCAGAGGCAAAAAUUCCAUUCUCUUACAAGACGAAUAGUGCUGAAAAACCCUAUGUCGACGUUGUACGUUCUCCAUGGGAAAACAAUCAACAAAAACAACAACAUCCACAACAUGAGAUUUAUGAAACAGCUGAGGAAUCCUAUAUCGAUCCUAAUCAGAAUUCGCCCCCUCAGGUGAUAAGGAGCUUAAAGCCAAUGCAAGCGAAUUAUGAAAGGGGCCGUGGUAUUGUAACCCCAGAACCACCCAGGCCCCCUGUUUUAAAAAACCCAGAUUUCAGACCUCCAGUGUCCAUUUCAAGCCAUCCGGCAUCUAAUCCAGUCAAACCCAGGCUAGGUUUUGUGCCAACGUUGGCCAAUCAAGAUACCCCUGCGGCAAGAAAACUGUGCAAUCAAAAUCCAAACAAUACACAGGUGCCAAAAAAACCACCAAUCCCUGGAGGUGGCAGCAAACAAAUUAAUUCAGAAUUUCGCCCGCCUGUUCCAGAGAGUGACAGACCAAAGAUUGGACAACAUCCUGGACGUAAAAGUGACCAGGCACCAGCAAUCAAGAGAGCAGAAAACAAAGACUGUAAAGAAAUGCAGGGACCAACUCCAAACAAACUGGUCAUUCCCAACCAACUUCUUGGUCUAAUCGCUCUGGGAGGUGAUAAAGGCAAGUUAAAAGCAACCAACGGUCCAAGAAAAAUUUCGGAUGUAAGUGCACAACCGUCUUCAACUGCUAACUCAGCUGGAGCCAAAAUUGGACGACUCGCACUAACUGAUUCCUUGAAUAAUAUGAUGAAAUUAAGAAACAAAGAUGACAUGGACUCUCAGACCUGGUACACAAAUAGCUGCGAUCGACCUAAAGCUGCGAAGGCCUUGGAGAAAAUGGGAAAGAGCGGCGCUUUCCUGGUGCGGAAAAGUGCUCAGGCUUGCAAGGAUCAACCGUACACGCUUUCGCUACUCUACAAAGGCACGGUGUACAACCUGAGAAUUCGAUGGAUGGAGGGUGUUUCCAAGUACGCUCUGGGUAAUGAGAAGGAAGGGGAGGAGAUGUUUGACAGUGUUGUGGAAAUGAUUGAUAAUUAUCAAAAAAGGCCACUCAACCUGAUCUCUGGCCAACAGGGAGAGAUUAGCCAAUGCAAGCUGGAGUAUCCUGUGAAAAUUCCAUAGGGUAAUUGGUCUUAAGUGACUUGGCUAUUAAUUUUACAACGAGCCGGUUCAACUGUAAUGAGUAACAUUCGACAAACACAUGAUGUUAGAAAAAAAGUCUUGAAAUACAAUUAAUAAAUAUGGUACGGAGACGCAAAUACUGUUCUUAUAUUAAAGGUACAGUAUAUUAAACAUAGAAGCCAUUAGUAAUGAUAAAAAACAAUCUAGUUACGAGUCUUAUAUAGCAUCAUUGAUGCAAAUUGCAUCUCACAAUCGCUGAGGAACCACAAACAAGCUGGAAGACUAAGUGACGAGCCGUCAAUGGUCUGCAGUUCUCUAUGUAUUAAGAUGUUUCAGCCGAUUAGUGAGUGUUUAUAUAUAUACCAGUAGCAUGCUUGCUUUUGCCAAUAAUGUCACUCCUAGUGACAGCUGACACUUGACAUCCAUACUUAAAAAUGCUUUUAAGAGGGAUUUUACUUUAAGGUGAAAGUUAAUUAACAUAUCGGACAAUUUUAUACAAGGCAUUGGUAUAUCGCAGGAGAGCUGGUGGCCGCUUGGGGAGACCUUUAUUUCGCAGUGAACUGACGAAAGUUGAUAAUGAUAAUGUAAUUGGGAUAUAUGAAGAGUAAUUUUUUGACAAAAUGCAUAUGGUUAUUUUUACGCAUUUUUGGCCUUUCUAAAUGCAUGUUAUCGUCAUUGUUUAGUUUUAAAAAAUUCUUACUCAGAAAACACUUUAAUAGUCUAUUGCAUAAAAGUAGUUACUUAUAUGUUAUAUGUUUAUAUAUAAGCACCCAUGUUAAUCUGAAAAAUAAUAAAACAUUUUAUACCUUUA